UUGUGUUGCAGUUUCAUGGCAUUGCAGUGUCAGAUGCUGGUCGGUAUCUGUGUCAGGCUAGGAAUUCUGCCGGUGAAGCGGAAGCUGUAGCAGAGGUGGUUGUUAGUGAAAACACUCGGGCCCCUAUGGUGACUGCUGUUCAACAUGAUCAGUCAACAUAUGAAGGAAAUUCAGUGCAGCUUCGAUGUGUUGUGCCUCCUGGACCUGGACGACCUCCAUACAUCACUUGGACACGUGACAGGUUGCCUCUCCCUGCAAAUGCUGUUGUCCGUGGAGACGUACUUCAGCUGACCAAUGUCCAGUUAUCAGACCAAGGACGUUAUAUUUGUGAGGCCCGAAGCGAUUCUGGGUAUGCAUCUGACUACAUAAAUCUACGAGUAGACCGUAAGUAUCUCUGUUACUACGUUGUAACUUAGAGCAGUGAAACCUGC
Messenger RNA from Cryptotermes secundus, 431 nucleotides. Its product is annotated as cell adhesion molecule 4-like. Gene Ontology annotation, cellular component: axon; plasma membrane. The transcript has 2 exons. Gene Ontology annotation, biological process: dendrite self-avoidance; homophilic cell-cell adhesion; axon guidance. Gene Ontology annotation, molecular function: cell-cell adhesion mediator activity. Bases 126 to 416 code for a protein of 96 amino acids. The record is from RefSeq and is a predicted model, not a curated record. NCBI's taxonomy places the organism in Eukaryota, Metazoa, Arthropoda, Insecta, Blattodea, Kalotermitidae.